Messenger RNA from Blastocystis hominis, 320 nucleotides. RefSeq lists its product as hypothetical. Gene Ontology annotation, molecular function: SNARE binding; SNAP receptor activity. Bases 87 to 320 code for a protein of 77 amino acids. Gene Ontology annotation, cellular component: SNARE complex; plasma membrane; endomembrane system. Gene Ontology annotation, biological process: intracellular protein transport; exocytosis; vesicle fusion. Lineage: Eukaryota; Bigyra; Opalinata; Blastocystidae. The transcript has 2 exons. The record is from RefSeq and is a predicted model, not a curated record.
CAACGAUUAAGACGAACGUUCGUCAGGUGGAGGAGACAUACAUGUCGGUGCUGAACAUCCAGCGAUCCAUGGUGCAGCUGAAUCAGAUGUUUAUGGAUUUGGCGUUCCUUGUGAACGAGCAGGGGGAGAGCAUCGAUAAGAUUGAGAUGAAUAUUUCGAAAGCUGCGUCUCGAGUGAACGAUGCGAAUAAAGCGCUGGAGGAGUCGAUUAAAGAGGCGAAGAAGAAUCGAAAACGAAAGUGCUGUGUUCUGAUUAUCGUUAUCGUUUUGGCGAUUGUUGUGGUAACUGUUUUAGUACCGUUCCUGUUUUGUGUUUGUUGA